Crotalus tigris (Tiger rattlesnake) is the source of this 4220-nucleotide messenger RNA. RefSeq names its product class II major histocompatibility complex transactivator (gene CIITA). NCBI's taxonomy places the organism in Eukaryota, Metazoa, Chordata, Lepidosauria, Squamata, Viperidae. The coding region runs from base 250 to 3408 and encodes 1052 amino acids. Gene Ontology annotation, molecular function: ATP binding; protein binding. The transcript has 17 exons. Gene Ontology annotation, biological process: inflammatory response; positive regulation of MHC class II biosynthetic process; positive regulation of transcription by RNA polymerase II. The record is from RefSeq and is a predicted model, not a curated record.
AGGGAGGAUGGUGGAGCAGAGUAGAAACCAGGCUGUUAGCCAGGCAAGCACCUGUUUUCAGGGAACGUCUGUUGGGAUCAGGGAAGGGAGUUGCCAACCUUGGAAGCUCCCUAUUGAUUAGUUUUGAAACAGAAUCAGAGGGGAAUUCCUCCUCACGCCCGUGUCAGGGUUUUCCCACCCUUUGUGGGCAGCCACCUGCAGCAAGACAACGGACCGGCAGCCUGGCCACUUUGCCCAGAGGGAUCCAGGAUGGCUCAAAAUCCAGAGCUCACCACCCCAGCCUUUUUGCAGAAAGGACAGCUUGAAUCUUUCCUGCAAGAUGAUGUGAGCCCUGAAGGGAUCCCACCAGAGACCCACUGCCUGCAGAGCGAAACCCACCCGGCAUUGAUGGAAGAGAUGGCUGAAGCACCUGCAGUUCAAGCUUCUGAGGUGACCAGUGAGGAUCAAGACAACCCCGAGGUGUUUUACACGGUGGAGAGGGACGAGAGCGGAGAAGUCGUCUGCCUCUGCUCUGAUAUGGGGGAGGCCUAUGACAAAAUCGCUGCCCUGGCUGAAUAUUUGCUGAAAGACCAGCAAGACACCCCAGUGGAGGAGCCUUUUGACAGCCUCUUUUGGCAGGUGGGGGCUGCGGAAGGGCCCGGGGGCUGCGCAGAGGCCAAAAUCCAGGGCCCUUCCCCGGACGCGCCCGAAGCCAAGCGCCAGAGGCUGGCUCACCCACCGGCUCUGUGCAUUGUGAGCGGGGACCCCCUCACCAUCGCCCUGAACCCCGGCCAGGAUGGCAGCGACUCUCCACCUGACUUCCACGUGCAAAUUUUGGUGGCCACCAUGGGCCCUGCCGGGGGAUCUCCAGAAGUCUUUGGGUCCUCUGCAAAUCGGGAGCUGUGGUGCAUCCCAGGCCACAGGAGCAACAUCCAGAUGAUCUUCGCCUUUGAAAAUGCCCAGCAACCCUGCUUGCCCCCGGACACCCCAACUUCCCCAGAGUUGGCCAGGGCUUUCUGCAAACGCCUGAAAGACCAUUUUGGCAGAGAAUGCCACCCGGCACCUGGGCAGCCCCUGGGACAUCUUUAUCUCGAGAGGGACUUGUUGCAGCAUCACCCGGAUGGCAGGAGCGGGAGGAGCGCGGAUCUGAGGCGCUGCCACCUAGGAGAGAAGUGGGAGGCUUCCGUGGAGAGAAGCAAGUUGUUCCAGGUGACCAGGAGAAAUGACCUGGACAGCAGAGUUAUCGUGGUCUUGGGGAAGGCGGGCACGGGGAAAAGUCUCCUGGUCCAGAAGAUCUGCCUGGACUGGGCCAAUGGCCAGAUGGCCCAGUUUGACUUUGUUUUUUGGUUCGACUGCCGGAGGCUGAGCCUGCUCCACAGGACCUAUCGUGACUUCAAGUCCCUGCUCUCGGACUCCCUGGGGGGCUCCUGGGAGGGCCUCGAUGAAGUCUAUGAGAGCCUGUUGCAGAACCCAGAGAGGGUCCUCCUCCUCUUUGAUGGCGUGGGAGACCUGAGGGGUCCCGGGGGCUUCCCAUCUACUUCAGGGAGCCUGUCCUGCAGGGCAGCCCCUGGCCUGGGCACCAUCCUGGCCUCCCUCUUCCAAAAGAAGCUGCUCAACGGCUGCACUUUCUUAUUGACGGGACGGCCCAAAGAACGGCUCCCCCAGUAUUUCCCUCGCGUGGACACGGUCCUGGAGCUGGUGGGCUUCUCCAUGGAGCAGGCCUCUCUCUACGUCGCUCGCUCUUUGGAGGGCUCUUCCCACUGGGAGCAGAAGGUGAACCUGAUCAAGGCCUCUCCUUUCCUGUUCGGCCACUGUUGCAAUCCUGGCCUCUGCAGGGUCAUUUGCCAGGCUGUGUUUGAAGCAGGAGGUCAAGAGCUGCCCUCCACACUCACCGGCCUCUUCGUCACCUACCUUCUCCAGAGGUUGGCACGUUCCACGGCAAACGACACGGCCUCGAGAUACCAGGGCAUCGCUGCCUUGGCUGAGGUCUCUUGGUCUCUUGGGCAGCGUUGCCAAAAGGCCCUCUCGAGCGAGCAGUUCCCUUCCGCAGGCGUAAAGGAGUUUGCUCUGAAAACCGGGCUCCUGGUGGAGGAGGGGGAUGUGUAUGUGUUCCCCAACUUUGGGGUCCAGGAUUUCCUGAUGGCUCUGCAUCUGACUCUCGCUAAAGAGAUCAAGGGCAAAAAACUCACCAAAUACGUUGGUUUGGGGACCAAGUUCAGGAAAUUUCUCUCUUCGUGGGGCCUGGUGCCCCGUUUCCUGUCUGGGUUACUGUUCUUAAAGGAUGGCCUUGGCAGUUCCCUCCUUUCUGGUAAGGAAGGUGAGUUAGAUACAGAGAAGAUGAUCACCAAGAAGCAGAGAAGUCUCUCGCGAUUCAUCAGGAAACUUUCCAUUAGGGAUUUCAGUCCAGAUAAAUUGUUGGAGCUGCUCCAUUGUGUCCAUGAAACAGAAGAUCAAUACCUUUUGAACCAUCUGAGCCUGGAGCUCAGCCCAGACCUCUCUUUCUUGGGCUUUUCCCUCACCCCACUUGAUGUCAGUGCCCUGCACUCUCUCUUGAGGAGAUCCUCCAAGAGGUUCUCCUUAGACCUGAGGGGGAGUGGCAUUCACCUGGAUGGACUCAGGAAGCUGGUCGACCUGAAGAACGUCACCCAGUUCAGGGUGUCCCUCGGUGAAGCCGUGGCGCUCUGGAAGCACCUGUGGGACAGCCAGGAGAGGGAAGCCCUGCAGGCAGCCAUGGGGAAGUUCCUGGUGGUGCCCUUCAGGGCGGAGACGAUGGCGGACGUGGACUCUCUCCUGGGCCUGGUGCAGCUGCACAGAGAAAUGGCGGAAGGCAGGGAAGACUCUGCCGGUUCCAGCAGCCGUCUUAUUCCAGCCAUUGCUGGGUUCCUGCAGCUAGAAUUCAGCCUCGGGCCCAGCUGCGGCUUGGAGGGUUUCCAAAAGUUGGUGGAGUCUUUGGUUGCCUUUUCUGCUCUUCAGCACUUGGACUUGGAUUCCCCUGAUGAAAACGAAAUCGGAGACGAAGGGGUGAGAUCCCUCAGCCGUGUCCUUCCUCGCUUGGCGUCUCUGGAAACGUUGAACUUGUCCCGGAACAAAAUCACUGACCUGGGUGCACAGCUGUUGGCCGGAGCCCUGCCCUCCCUGCGUUUGCUGAAGACCCUCAGCUUGUACGAAAACAACAUUGGAGAUGCUGGUGCAGAGCGCGUGGCAGAGGUGCUGCCCCAGAUGCGCACGUUGCGGGUGCUGGACCUGCACUGCAACCAGAUUUCUGCUGCCGGAGCCCGGUGUCUGACGGAGCGCUUGAGGAGAUGCCCCCGCAUUCAGAGCUUGGCUUUCUUGCUUUUAAAAAACCUUUCCAGCUUGUGGAACCCAACAAUUCCUCACGGAGUUCUGGAUCACCUGCAGCAGCUGGAUUCUCGGAUCAGAAGAUUUUAGAGGCAGCCACUAACCAGUUGCUUCAGAUUCUGCUGUGGUGGGUACCUUCAGGGGGCCUGUAGGAGCUUCUGUGGUUCUACAUUCGGCCUAUUAAAUGCUCCUCGCUGUGGAAUAGAUGCUGAAUUACAGUCUUCCCAUUUCAAGUUCUCAAAAUGGGAGGGGAUGCUCUGUUGGCUCCCCCUUGCUCACAAAUCAUAAAAGGCUAUUAAUCACCGUGAGCACUUUGAACCCCAAGAUAUCCACACCCUUUCAUUUGACAUUCUGAUGCUAAGUUAAAGCUGGAUGAUCCGUAAAGGCUGCUUCUUUUUCUCCAUCAACUUGAUUACUGGAUCCCCUUUCUGAAAGAACCCUCUCCAGGGCAGUUGGAUUUUGGGUCCCAAAUGUUGUGAUGUGGGUGAAGGCAAGGGAAAUGUUUGUGUCUGCACAUAGGUAGAUGUGUCAAAAAUUAUUUGACUUAGCGGAAGCAUCCUUGGAGAAUAAGCAACUGUCUUUUCUAAAGGAAAAACAAUGCUGGUGCUUUCUAAAUAAACUCAGGUCUCUUUGAGAGCUGGUAUCUUUCUGGAGUAUUUCUGCAUGAAGUCAAAAUCAGCCCCUCGCAAUUUGCUAAAAACUUUGGAGAAAUAAUGUAAUCCUGGCCCAAGGGUCAUUUUAAGCUCUAGCAACUGUGGAAGGUGCACCACAUGUGUUGGUUCUGUCUGAGCCUAGAAGCCUUUUUUGUAAUGAUUGGACCACACAGCCUCUUCUGAGUUAACUCUAAUGUGCAGUUUUCAUAUCUCUGAGAAACUGUCAAUAAAUCUGUUUCUAGAAGUGUC